UCGAGACAGAAUGGAUCACAUCUCUCUCUGUAAUCUAUUCUUACUGAAUACCCUCAUCUACUGUGGUCACUCUCAAGAUAAACCCAAGGUUGUCCUGAGUGUCUCUCCUCAGUGGAUGAAGCCUGGAGACUCAGUGACUCUGAACUGUGAAGUUAAAGAGUCGUCUACAGACUGGAGGUUCUCCUGGUACAAGACUGUUCUCUACAGAGCUGGGUUACCCUCUCUAUUGGACAAGUCCUACUCUGUAAAGCCCCUAUCUGGAAAUGGGACUACUGAAGAGUCUUACACUCUGAGUCCUGCUGGUCCUACUUACACAGGAGGAUAUGUGUGUAGAGCUGGGAGAGCAGACCCAGUCUAUUUCACAGACUAUAGUGAACCUCAGUUUCUCUGGUCAGGAGACCUGCAGCCUUCAUGGUCUCUCAGAAUAAGUCCCAACAGAACUCAACACUUCUCAUCAAAAUCUCUCUCACUGACAUGUGAUCUGAAGGGGAAAUCGAGUGGAUGGAGACUUAUGAGAUACCCAGAGAAAACUCUGAAGUCAGGCUGUUCUAGUAACUGGGGAUCAAUAACAGGGUCCACAUGUACCAUCACCUCCACAGACACAGGGGACAGUGGAGUGUACUGGUGUGAGUCUGGAUCAGGACAGUACAGUAAUGCUGUCAACAUCACAGUGUCUGAUGGUGAUGUGAUCCUGGAGAGCCCUGCCCAUCUCGUUACUGAAGGAGACUCUUUGACUCUGCGCUGUAAAUGUAGAAAUCAAAGAAGCACUAAUUCUAAGGUGGACUUUUACAAAGAUGGAGUACUGAUCAGGCAGGAAACCACAGGAGAGAUGACCAUUUCUGCAGUAAUGAAGUCAGAUGAAGGCUUCUAUAAAUGUAAAUCUGAUCAAAGAGAUUCACCUGAGAGCUGGGUGACAGUGAGAGUUCAUGGGUCAUCUACAUCAGUAUGGGUGAUUGUGGGUCUGGUUGUUUGUGGUGUUCUACUUACCAUUCUCCUGCUCCUGUUGAGUCUCUAUAAAAAUGGUAAAGGUUCCUGUUCAAACAGAAUAUUCUGGCCCAUCCAUCCCCAGAGCACCAACCAGGACCCCCAACAGGACCAAGGACCUACCCAGGUUCAGUGUCUUGACGCUGGGUGUAAAGGUGACUUGAUGUAUGCCAAGAUCCAACAUAAAACACAGGACAAGAAACAGAAAGAAAAGCCAGCUGAUCCCUCCAGAAAUCCAGUCUAUUCUGAGUUGAAGACAGAAACAACACUGCUACCAGAGUCUGAAUCAAUCUAUUAUCAAUUAAAGCCAUUCACAUCCCACGGUCCUGGAGGGGCAUGUCAAGGACACACUAUCAGUUGAGGAGCAGAAACCAUGAAGCACACACAUUCAUAUGAAGGCACAUGUUGCAAGGUGGAAAGGGAGAGGUUUUUCAGGUUUUGGGUUUUAACUGAUUAUUAAAGCAAGAGUUCAGACUUUUCAUUUGACAACCUGGACAAUGAACACACCACACAAUUUAAAAGGAGACUGAUAAAGUGGAAAAACACAGAGGCUGGUAGAGCCCAGGGGUCAGGCACAUGGUUGCAACCUGGUCUCAGGACACUACGUAGACUAUUUUACGUACAUCCAUGGCACCCGAUUUCGUAUGAUAUGUGACGUUACGUUAGGUGACAUUACAAUGCACCACCAGAACAUAUGAUACAUAAUGAAAUCAUUAAAAUGUUACAUAUUUUACAAACACUAUUACAACAUAUCAAAUGUUCUGAGCGCUAUUGAAACAUAAAAUAACACGAAUUCCAGACAAACUUAUUAUAUUUACGAACGCUAAGAAAACAUAUGAAUAAUUAUGAAUUUUCAACAACUUUUUUAACCUGCGUGUCGAACCAGUGACAUAUGGAUGAGAAAGAAGUCACCCCACCCACUGCCCCACACUGGAUAUGUAGAUUUAGGACGAGUAACAGCAACACCAUAAAAGCAUUUUAUUUUUAAUGUUAGGCAGCACUGAGGUUAAGGUUAGGGUUAAGGUUAGAUAUCACAGCACUGGGGUUAAAGUUAGGGUUAAGGUUUGGGCUACGGUUAGGAAACAAAAAAGGUUAGUUUAAGGUUUGCUUAGGGUUAGGUCUCACAGCGCUGGGGUUCAGGUUAGGGUUUGGGUUAAUGUUAGGUAUCACAGCACAGGG
Messenger RNA from Esox lucius (northern pike), 2163 nucleotides. RefSeq names its product obscurin-like. Gene Ontology annotation, cellular component: membrane. The transcript is spliced from 12 exons. The coding region runs from base 11 to 1345 and encodes 444 amino acids. Gene Ontology annotation, biological process: cell surface receptor signaling pathway. Gene Ontology annotation, molecular function: transmembrane signaling receptor activity. Lineage: Eukaryota; Metazoa; Chordata; Actinopteri; Esociformes; Esocidae. The record is from RefSeq and is a predicted model, not a curated record.